AUGUCUUCAGAAGAGCCCUUACCAUUAUAUACACAAAAUCCAAGUGAUUCAUCAAGUGUUGAGAUUGAAAAUGAAUCACCACCACCAUCGUAUUUAGAACCACCAAUUAGUGACGUACCAAUUUUUUUCCAAAAAGCUCCUCUGAAUGGUUGGUCCAUUAUUUUCAAUACAAGAUAUUAUAGAGAUGGUUGUAUAUUUGUUGGUAAAGAUUCUAUUUUUAAAUAUGAAUAUUAUAGAAGAAAUGGCAUUGAUGAUGAAAUAAAACAAUUACAUAUGCAAGGAAUUGGAAUACCAUUAUUUAAAGUUGAAGUUGAUACUAAAACUUCAUUUGAUUCAAAAUUAGUUUUAUUUAAAGUUUAUACACCAAAACCACAUACUUCCUUUAACAUUGAAACUAAUUAUCAUAACUUUUGUAAUGUUAGAAAAGCUAAAAAUGCUGGUUUUACAUCAUUUAUUUUCAACUUUACACCACACGUUUAUAGAAGAAGUGAAGAUUUUCAAGUUGUUUUACUUUCACAUUCAAGAAUUCCUAUUCAUGAUUACGUAUAUAAUGAUAAAAAGUAUAGAUGGAUUGAUGAAAGUGUAAUGCCGUUUUUCAACAAUUUAAAUCAAGUAAGAUAUGGUUUUAAACAUACAAAAUUAUUACCUGAUCAAGAAUCUUUAUGUGAUAAUUGGAAUGGUAGAUAUGAAAAUUUUUUUUUAAAAAACAAAUGCUUUGCUUCAUUUUUCUUUAAAUCAAAUAAUCAUUCAAGUAUUGUUAAGGAGGAAUAUUAUGGAACAGAACCUACUGAGAUAUUCGGUCAAGCUGCUUCUUCGUUCAAAUUAGGUAAGUUAGGUUUAGCAGAAUUGAGAAUUGAUGAUACAUCUAAUGAAUAUUUUGAUUAUAUCACAAAUACAAAUUCUUAUGCAACUUAUGAUAGUAUAUCUUCAUUGAAUCAAGAAGCUUUAGUUAAAAUAUGUAUUGCUACUAUUAUAAAAAUGGAAAAAGAUAUAAUUAUUGAUAUAUCUAGAAAGCAAGUAAUCAAAGGUCCUGUUGCUCUGAGUCUGAAAAGAAAGUAA
This is a messenger RNA of Lodderomyces jiufengensis, 1059 nucleotides long. RefSeq lists its product as uncharacterized. Bases 1 to 1059 code for a protein of 352 amino acids. The transcript has a single exon. The record is from RefSeq and is a predicted model, not a curated record. Lineage: Eukaryota; Fungi; Ascomycota; Pichiomycetes; Serinales; Debaryomycetaceae.